AUGUGUUCUGAUCCAGGCCCAUCAACAAAAUGGUUUGAUUUGCGCGUACCCCUCACAGUUUUAAGACCAGAAUUGCUUUUAACAACAGGCCAGUCAUUUACGUGGAAGUGUGUAGGAAAUAAGCACUGGGUUGGAGUUUUGGGAUCUAGUGUGUACGAAAUAAAGCAAUCUGAUGAUACAACUCUAUAUAGAACAUUGUUUGGAAAAUGUUCACGGGAAAGACUAUGGGACUACUUUGACCUUGACAACGAGUAUUCUGUGGACUUUACAAAGGCACCAAAGCCAGUUAAACAAAUUAUAAAGCGCAGAUCUGGGGUGAGGAUACUACAGCAGGACCCGUUUGAAUGUCUUAUUUCAUUCAUCUGCUCCUCAAACAAUAACAUCUCGAGGAUCACACGAAUGCUCAACGAAAUUAAGCGUAACUUUGGAACAUUUCUGGCUAAAUCUGAAGUUAAUAACGAGACGUUUGAUUUUUACGCAUUUCCGUCUGUUGACCAAUUGCGAAAAGCAACCCCGGAACAAUUGAAGAAAUUGGGUCUAGGAUACAGAUCUGAUUUCAUAUUUAAAACUGUUGAAAUUUUAAACUCUCGGGGUCUUAAUUGGCUAUAUUCACUAAGGAAUGAAGAUUCAGACACUUGUAAAUCAGCUUUAACAUCACUUCCAGGAGUUGGCAGAAAAGUGGCGGAUUGCGUGUCACUGUUUUCGUUGGGAAAACGGGACGUUGUACCAGUAGAUGUUCAUAUUCAAAAAAUUGCAAAUACAUUUUUUGGAGUAAAAUGUGGAAAGUCUCUGUCGGACUCAGAUUAUGAACGCAUAGGAACCGCAUUCAGGAACUUCGCAGGUGAUAAUGCCGGGUGGGCCCAGGCUGUUUUAUUCAUCGACUCUGUGAUCAAGAGCUAA
Theileria annulata is the source of this 900-nucleotide messenger RNA. Its product is annotated as 7,8 dihydro-8-oxoguanine DNA glycosylase, putative. NCBI's taxonomy places the organism in Eukaryota, Apicomplexa, Aconoidasida, Piroplasmida, Theileriidae. The transcript has 6 exons. Gene Ontology annotation, molecular function: 8-oxo-7,8-dihydroguanine DNA N-glycosylase activity; damaged DNA binding. Gene Ontology annotation, cellular component: nucleus. Gene Ontology annotation, biological process: base-excision repair, AP site formation; base-excision repair; nucleotide-excision repair. The record is from RefSeq and is a predicted model, not a curated record. The coding region runs from base 1 to 900 and encodes 299 amino acids.